This is a messenger RNA of Osmerus eperlanus (European smelt), 3055 nucleotides long. It is a transcript of the gene uvssa, whose product is annotated as UV-stimulated scaffold protein A. The transcript has 15 exons. The coding region runs from base 215 to 2470 and encodes 751 amino acids. The record is from RefSeq and is a predicted model, not a curated record. Gene Ontology annotation, biological process: transcription-coupled nucleotide-excision repair; response to UV. NCBI's taxonomy places the organism in Eukaryota, Metazoa, Chordata, Actinopteri, Osmeriformes, Osmeridae. Gene Ontology annotation, cellular component: chromosome. Gene Ontology annotation, molecular function: RNA polymerase II complex binding.
CUGUACACGCAUGCGCACCCCGCCCCGUAGCACUGGUGAAGUGUUGAAGUCUAGCCGUAGAAAUCAGAGAUACUCGGGAGAUCUAUGGUGUAUUUCAGGGGCACCAGCUUGCUAAAUGACUUAGCUAUGAUGUUUUGACACUGUUGUCUCAGUCCAGAAGCUGUAGUCUAAGCCUUGUACACUUACGAGAUUCCCUAGAGUUGAUUGCAGAGCGAUGGAUCAUGCCCUGAGAGACCAGUUGUCUGGGCUGGUGGAGGAGCUGACCACCUCUGGAGAGCCCCAGCUAAACCAGGACAAGAUGAAGGAGCUCAAGAAGAUCUGCAAAGCCUCUAACGACUACAUUGAGCAUGUCUACAACCUGCUGAUGUCUCAGCUGGCUCAGGAGCAUGCUGAGAUCCGCCUCUCUGCCUUCCACAUGGCCGCAGAGCUCUUCUCCCGUUCGCACCACUUCCGCCUCCUGAUCGUCUCCGACUUCCAGGACUUUUUGGACCUCACUGUGGAGACAGACUCCGACCAGCCGCUCCCCCCACCUAAAGAGGUAGCUCGUAAGCUGAAGACCCUGGCCAUUCAGACGAUUCAGGCCUGGCAUGCCUCAUACGGAGAGGCCUACAAGAAGCUGGGCCUGGGGUACCACUUCCUGAAACAGGUCAAGAAGGUGGACUUCCAUGAUGUCCAAGCCAGGACUCAGGCGGAGAGGAAGAGAGAGGAGGAGAAGCAGAGAAGGCUUGACAGAAUCUACAAGGAGAAGGUUGAGAAGGCCACCAUGGAGAUGGAAGAGUCCUGUGAGGAGAUACAAGAGUGUCUGACUGAGAUGGACACCUGCAUGAAGCUGCUGCUGCCCUAUGAGUUUGACCUCUCUGUUUGGGAGGCAACAGUCAAUCCAAACACAGAACCAGCCUCUGAAACACCAGUAUCAACCAAUCAGAGCUCAGAGACCUCAAAGCCAGCAAAUGAGAUGACAGAAUCAACCAUUGAGAAAAGGUCUUCGGUCCAGGUGACGCAUGAUGGGACAGAAGUUUCCUCUAUAGACCUUGAUGAACAGCCUUGCUGCAGCAAAGACCUGCACGAAGAGAGAGAUGAGAAGAAGGAGUCAAGCGACGAAGAGAGUGAAAUUAAUGAGGUUCUGGAUGAAGACUCCUUCAUACGGAACACAGGCCUCAUCUCUCACAAAUACAGUCUAGACCUCAACCUCGCCACAGAUUUGCAUCUGAAAGAGACGGAAGAGAAUGAGGCUGUGGUAACCACAGUUAAGGAUCUCCAUAAGCUGAUUAGCUCCAAACACCUGCCUGCUGUCAAGUCCUGGGUCCAGGUGUUUACCAGAGCAGGGGGUCAGGAUCAGUUGUUAAGACAGGCGUUGGACCUGAAGAAGGCUUUAGAGACUGCCAUCAGAAAACACCAGGACCUGCACAUAGACUACUGCACCAGGCACCGUAAAGUGAUGAGAGCAUCGGAUGAUGAAGAUGAGGAUUUCGAGGAGGUGCCGGAGAAGGAAGGCUUUGAACCCCACAUUCCAGAGCAUCUAAGAGAGGAGUACGGUCUUGAACCUUCCACCAGCUCCUCCAGCAGCAAGAAGCCAGCCUCUUCCUCCUCCCGGCCCCAGCCCCGGGCUCCUCUCCAGGACCCCCAGCCGCUCCCUAGGAGCAAGAGAAGAGCCCUGGAGGAGGAGCAGGACCCCACCUGUGCUGCUGCCACACUGAGCCUCCUCAGACAGCGCCUCCCACAGGCCUGCGUUUCAGCAGGUCCAGAGCAGCAGACAGCAGGCUCGUCCAGUGACGCAGUCCCAGGGUCCAGCCAGGGCCAGGCUGACGUCCCUGUCAUCCCCUUCGGUCUGGACCUGUACUACUGGGGCCAGGAGCAGCCCACCGCUGGAAAGAUCAUCAAGUACUCUUCCCAGCACCAGUUCUGGGUGCCUAACGAGGUGGAGGAGGAGGUGGAGAACCCGGAGCUGAGCGCCCAGAUGAAGUCUCGCUACAUCACCUUCGCCGGGCGCUUCACCCCCGUCACACACACCUGCAGGGCGCCCCUGUCCAACGGGUCGCUGUGUGAACGCCAGGACAGGGUCAAGUGUCCGUUCCAUGGUGUCAUCGUGCCCCGUGAUGACCUAGGCCGCCCCACUAACGCCGAGGACGCUGCACGCCUAGAGAGAGAGGAGAGGAAACGGCGAGAGGAACAGCCUGGUGAGACACACACACACCAUGCCAUGAUCACCCUGGUGUCUGGCUGGACCCAGAGCACACAGUCCUUCCUUCCAUCUAGGACGUACGGUAAAGGGCGGGGCAAGGGCAAGGGAAAGAAGAAGAAAUACCCCAAUCUGAGUGACCUCAAACAGAGCGCCAACACCUCCCGCUCACGCCUGGAGAAGAAGGUCUUCAACAAGAGUUCAAUGCGGAGAGUCACUGAAGUCAUGAAUAAAAUGGACAAACGGAAACAUGAGAAGUUUUCGAACCAGUUCAACUAUGCUCUCAAUUAACUACAGCUCUUAACUACUGUAGUGACUUUUGUAUGCUCGACUUGUAUGCCAUUUUGAUGUCUUUGUAUGAGAUUUAUUUUAGAAUUAUGUUUUUUUAUAUAAUUUAAUGGUUGCCAAAUGAAAUUAUUUAUUUUUUACUUGUGAAACUAUUUGGAAUUCGAAAAUGUUUGGCAUUGUAAUGUCCUCAGGAAUUUUUGAAGAAUAUAUUAAUGUUGAUAUUUUGAAUUUGUUGCUGUUUUUUUAAGUGUCUUUUUUUGUACAAAAGUGCAGAAUGAACACAGGCUGUCCUCUACAUUUGACGUAUUAAAAAUUGAGUGUGUAGUUUAGAACUUGUCAGCCUUGUGGUUUAUUUAUCUCCUCAUACUUGUCCUUCCCUCUUAGUCAAAACCCUAAAGUUUAAUACUGAUGAUAUAGCUAACAAAUUUGCCUAAUGAUUGGUUGUGCAUCCAUCCACUGUGAGAACUAAACAAGGUGGGAAUGUUGCAUGUGGUUUUAUUCCAUCAUAACAUUUAGGUAUCAAACCAGUUUGGACUGAUUCCCUACAAAAUACUGUUCAUGUUGAGUAAAUAUUUAACAUUGACAGCU